This is a messenger RNA of Schistocerca gregaria, 1856 nucleotides long. RefSeq lists its product as uncharacterized. Gene Ontology annotation, cellular component: cilium. NCBI's taxonomy places the organism in Eukaryota, Metazoa, Arthropoda, Insecta, Orthoptera, Acrididae. The coding region runs from base 1 to 1650 and encodes 549 amino acids. Gene Ontology annotation, biological process: outer dynein arm assembly; cilium movement. The record is from RefSeq and is a predicted model, not a curated record. The transcript has 10 exons.
AUGGCAGGCAGCAGUUUAAGGAAGUAUGGCAUUACUGAUGAUCGCUGGAGCAUCACGGACAAAAUCACCAUGUUCCGUGGGCUUACUGCAUUAUACGGACGUGAUCAAAAGCUCCAGCUUGACUGUGCUCGUGAGAUGCGUGAGAAGGAGUACAAUUCAAUUCGUAAACUUGCCCGAGAAGUGCAAAACUGGCGCGAGACAUUGGACAACAUCAUGGCCGGUGACCGGAUAAUGCUACAAACCACUUUGCAACGGCAGAAAGAUAUAUUGCUAGCAUACCAAAAACACAUGCCACAAGCCUCAUAUGACUACUUGGAUUACCUGACAAAUACACAACGCAAGCAACUGGACCUGCUUCAAUAUGAAAAGAAAAAGCGGACUGCACAUUUUCAUAAGUUAAUGUCUGAAAAAAUGACUAUCGAAGCCAAUCUGGAGGCUCUGAGAAAGGACUACACGCAAAGACUGAAGGAGCUGACAAUUCAGAACAAGAUUCAAGAUAUUUAUGAAAAGCAGAAAAGAGCAAUAGCUUUUGUCAGAAUAUAUGAAAGCAUUCUGGCAAUACAGAGAAAGGAUGUGCUGGUAUAUAACAGUGUCUUAAAAGCUUUACAAACAGAUUCAUACAUUCAGAGUCAAUGUGUCAUACAAACUGUUGAAAUGUACCAAAUGGCACUAGAAGAUGUUGCAACACUUGAAGCUGACAGCAAGACUCUUGAAAAAUCAAUAAUAUCCAACAUGAAGGCCAAAGAAGCUACCCUUAAAGCUCUAAGGGAUGAACUAUAUGACCUGACAGAUGAAUGCAAAGCCCUUACAUGCAGAGAGGGUGAUGAAGACCUCAAAGAUCAAGUGGAAAGAACACCAAGUGAAAUGGAACUAGCUGAGGAGUUGACCCACCUUGAAAUGACAAUGAGGAAAAUCCAGAACUUCACAUCUGUCUCUAUCUGCGAUGAAAUUUUUCCUAGGAUAAAAAAUCAGCUUCAGGAAAAGCAAUGGAUUGUCGAGCGACUGCAGCGAGCUUCUCAGCUCUAUUACAUGACAUCGGAGAAGAAAAGCACAGCAGAGAUGGCAGCUGUUUCCUUGAGGAAUGCAAUAUCUGAAAUUGCUUGCAAAUAUGAGGCUGAGAAGUCUGGUGUAUUGGAUGAAACACAAACACAACAACAGCUAGUCGAUCAAUGCAAUGAAGACAUAAAGGAGAAAGGAAAAAUGUUCAUUACAAUCAGAAUGUCACUACAAAUGUUGUACAGUAAGUUAGAUUGUAUUCGUCGGCCAACAGACAAAGUUGAACACAUGGACUCACUGGUGGCCAUUGAGUCUAGUGAGCUUGGUCGAGAAAAGAGUGAAGAGAGCAUCGAGCCACUUCCUUCAGAAGACCCUCUAGAAAUACUCCGCCAAGUUAUGAUACGAUCAAGAAAGCUUAUAAGCCAUGCUACACUGGCUUUGAAUGAAGAAGAAUUGGAAGAUGCAAGAGCAUUAUUCCAAACAACUGUUACUGAAAAAAUUAGCAGAGCUGAAUAUGGUGAAGCUGAUAAGGAAGAACAAGAAAUUAUGGUUGACUAUGAUGUCGAUGAUCCGUCUGUGCUAACAAGAGCAGAGAUUAAGACAACAAGUAAGAAGAUUGUUGCACAAUUUGAGAAAUCACUAUAUGAUUUCUAAGACUGAAGGUACACAUGUGCAAUACAUCAGCAGAACAUUGAAGUACAUAAUACGAAACAAAACCUGUACAAAAACAAACCAUUUUGUGAAGCUCAUACAAUUUUACAUACACGAAUACUAUGAACAUUGUGGAGUUUUCUGCCUGAAAUAAAAUUCUCAACAUGGCUCACUGCAUUUUCCACUUGCAUCUGCAUCACUGACAACAA